ACUGCAGCUGGAAGUCAGAGUGGAAAGUGACGUAGGGGGAGGAGGCAGACUUGUGUAAACAAAGCUGGAAAAUAGUUGAAAAUCUUUUUUUUUAACUCCCAGUGGCCGAAAUGGCGAGGAGGAGGGAUUAUUCGUAUAUCAGCCCGUGUGUGAAAUGGACGCUUUUCUUCUUCAACUUCAUAUUUUGGUUGUUUGGAAUGUUGGUGUUGGCUAUAGGGCUGUACGGAGUUGUGUUCACGGCUCAGGACUUGCACGGCCUCAAGUCUGUGGAAACAGCCUACAUCAUCAUCACAGAUCUGUCAGGAGUAAUGGUGGUACUCGGCAGCAUUAUCUUCAUCGUGUCCUUCGCAGGGUGUGUGGGGGCAUUGCGUGAAAACCUCUGUCUACUGAAGCUGUACUUCUGGAGCUUGACGAUCUUCCUAAUUGCUGAACUGAUGUUUGCUAUUGCCUGCAUCAUUUUCCCAUGGAAGUCUAGGGAGAUAAUUGAACACUUGCUGUCAAAGCGCCUCAUCGAAGAGUACAGGGAGAGCCAAAACACCCAGAACUUUGUUGACUUCCUUCAGACUGAGUUUGGUUGUUGUGGAAUCACAGUAGAAGGUUACCUGGACUGGAAUGCAAAUGAAUACUUCAACUGCUCAGAGUCAAGCCCAAGUGCUGAGAAAUGUGGUGUUCCAGCUUCCUGUUGCUUGAACAGAAAAAAUUUGACACACUUUGACUUUAUGUGUGGGUAUGGUAUGCAAAACAAAAAACCUCAUGAAGCCUCAGAAACCAUUUACACUGGAGGCUGCGUGACAUCCAUCAUUCAGUUCUUAGAAUCAAACCUUUAUUGGGCUGCUGGAGUCAUAUUUGGUAUCACCUUGUUCCAGAUGUAUGUAACUCACCAGGCUCGCUCGUUGAUGGACCAGAUUUCCCUACAGCGCUCUAGAUGGUACUCAUGAUUUGUGGAAGAUGAAGUCUUUCACUAAGAUUAUUUUUAUUCCUCCUCCUUCCAUCCAUCCACGCUUUUCCCCUUGCUGAUUUUCGUUCUCACAAAGUCACACCAAAGAAAAUAGUGAUGAUUUUUGUUAUUAUUUUGAAUACUAUUGCAAUUAUUUGUUUGGUCUAUGUGGGUUUCAAAAACAAAAAAAUUGACAGGCAGGCACACAUGAUUCCAUAGUAACCUUAAAUCUCAUUGCAUGUAAUCUCUUGCUGUGCUUUUACUUCCUCUGUUUUCAGCAACAUAGAUAACUCUUUGUACAGAAAAAAAUUAUUCUAUAUGUCGUCUAAGUACAAGUGUUCUCUUUGUAUAAAUGCUUACAGUCCCAGCUCAUUAUUAUUUUAUUUUGUAUAAAUGUAUAUUUACAUAUGUAUAUACAUAUAUACUUAAAAUUACGAUAUAUGCUCAAAAAUGCAAAACUGUAGAUUUCAUUAUAACCAUGAAUAUAACGGUGUGGCUUAAAUUGUGUUUUUAGAAUCAGAGAGAACAUGUCAUGUUCUUGUAGACAGAGAAGAAGGUGCUGCUUUCAUGUUGUUUUUUACAUACACUUGGACUCCCUUUCUUCCUUUUUUUGGUAUAUACUCAAAUGUGUUGCCUGCUGCCAAUUUCCCAAUCAUGGCAUUUGCCAGGAUUCAGGGGAAAAAAGCUUUUGUGUGUAUUAGUACAGUUUUUCUUUUUUUCUUUGUGGGUCAAUAUGUACACAUUUUAAAGAUUGAGACAUUUAAUUAUCAUAAACAUCCAAAAGAAGGUGAAAAAGCAAUUGCUCUUUGCUGUCGAAUAUAAUUGCACAAACAUUUCUAGCUGCAGAGAUGAGCAAGGGAACCUUUCCCUGUAUAACAUUGCCUGCAAAUACAUGUUUUUUAUUGUGCACAUAUACAGAAUAUAUUUUUAGAACUACUGUAAUAAGAAUGAGAGCUUAAGAGGCGAGGGGUAUAUUUCCUUAUGUAUGAAUGUUUGCAAAUAUUUGAUAAUAUUUUAGUCGUCUAUUAAGCCUGCAUCAUAUUGAUUUGGGCAACACAGUCCAUCAAGUUCAAGUAGUAAAAAUAUUUCCCCCAGAUGUAAAUGGUUUUAUAUGAAUAUCUAGUGUGUAAUAAAGCUCAGGUACUUGACCCCAUGCUUACACCUAGAAUAGGAAAUACUUUGAUUCUCAAGGUAAAUAGUUUAUUUAUUUACACACAUACAUACAUAUGUACAUACAUACAUACAUAUGUACAUACAUACA
Molecule: messenger RNA, 2198 nt
Organism: Penaeus vannamei (Pacific white shrimp)
Lineage: Eukaryota; Metazoa; Arthropoda; Malacostraca; Decapoda; Penaeidae
Source: RefSeq, a predicted model, not a curated record